Molecule: messenger RNA, 1456 nt
Organism: Kogia breviceps (pygmy sperm whale)
Lineage: Eukaryota; Metazoa; Chordata; Mammalia; Artiodactyla; Physeteridae
Source: RefSeq, a predicted model, not a curated record
AUGAUAAGGUGCCAACCCAGUGAAGACAGGAAGGCAAUUCAGGACAUUUUCACUGUAGAGGAGUCCGGUGAAGAUGUUCUGCUGGUCUCAGAUUCGGACGAGGAACAUCUGCCUGUGGACCACAGAAGCAUUCAAGGCCAAAGAAGUUCUAGAAUGAAACUCCUGCAUGCUGAACCUGAUGCUCCUGCCUCAGAGGGUCAAGCUGAUAUUGCAAUUGUUGGCCAGUAUGGACCACAACAAUCUAUUCGUAUCAUUAAAGGAAAGUCUGUUACAUCUUAUGCAUCCAGCACAUCCUCCUUGGAAACCAUACCCGAAUCGCCAGCGACAUCAUCUUUGCAGGGCUUUGAGUCUGUGGAGCAGAUAGAGGAGGUGGAGCAGGUGGGUGAGGAGGAAGAGGCGGACCAGGUAGACCAGAAGGACCAGGAGGCCCUCUCGUCCUCCAGUGACUCUGCUGAUGUCGGAUAUCAGUCACAACUGCCACAGUCCAUCAUAUGGUACAUCAACAGACGGGAGGUGGAGCUGAUGAAGAAGUUCCAGCAGCAUGUGGAGGAGAUGACGCAGAUGCUGCAGGGCGAGAUCCACAACCAGAGCCACGCGCUGGAAACGUUGAAGGGGCAGCUCCAGGCAAUGCAGGAUUCCGAGUUCCAGAUGCAGCCGUCUUCCUCACGCCACAUUCACGGUCCUGAGCCCCAGUCUUUGGAGCCAGUGCCCAAGAAGCAAUGCACUGAGCUGAGGAGCAGGUCCUUCCCAGACCCCAGGGAGGCCAAGCAUUUCUGUGCCUCAUGUUCAUCUCACCCCUUCCAGUUCCCUGAGGAGCUUAAGCAGGCCUGUGUUGCCUCUUUCCAGCAGCCCGCUCAGGAGCUGGUGCAGUGCCUGCCACAGCAGGAGGUGAGGCCGCAGGAGCAGUCACAGCAGCAUGUUACUGUGGAAAACCCCGUGCUGCAAAUUCUCCUGCCAGGCGAACCUGACCUCUCCUUGCCCCUCGAUAGCACCCAAAUGUUUAUGCCGGCUCAGCCCGUCACGCUUCCUAUCCAAGUAGUAGCUGAGCAACAGCUCUCCAGCCACCCUCAUGGUGAAAACCCUGAGGACCAGGAAGACAGGAGUCGUGGUUUUCUUCCUGAGGGCCAGGUGAUUUCUUCUACCGUCAUCCCUCAGCUUCAGAUAAGUUCUAACUCAAGCUUAGUCACGCUGCAGAUCCCAGAGGAUUACAUGCAACUUUGGCAACAGCCACAGGACCCACAGCAUCACCUUUACCUCCAAGUUAAUACUUGGCCUUCCAGUGAGCAGGUCGCCCUGCAGGACCAAGUUACCUGGAUCCAGCAGGCACUAACCCCUGAGGCAGAAAUCCAGGGCUCUUCAGGUCUACAGACUUUCCAAGACCAGGCGGAAUAUGAGCCAGACCAGAUCUGCUACUUCAUGUCUGGAGCGCAGUCCAACUUGCACGAGUAGCGGCACC